Molecule: messenger RNA, 1077 nt
Organism: Alternaria atra
Lineage: Eukaryota; Fungi; Ascomycota; Dothideomycetes; Pleosporales; Pleosporaceae
Exons: 2
Coding region: 1-1077 (358 amino acids)
Molecular function (GO): oxidoreductase activity
Source: RefSeq, a predicted model, not a curated record
AUGUCCCUCCCAUCCAAAUACAAAGCCGCCAUCUACGAUGCGCCCGGUUCCAUCUCCACCAAAAUCGUUGACCUCGAAAUGCCCAAGCCAGGUGCUGGCGAAGUCCUGGUCAACCUCACGCACUCCGGUGUCUGCCAUUCCGACCUAGGCGUUAUGACAAACGCUUGGAAAACACUACCCUUCCCCACGCAAGCAGGGCAAGUUGGUGGCCACGAGGGCGUAGGCAAGAUCGUACAGAUGGGACCAGGAACAGAGAACUCGGCAGUCAAGGUUGGAGAUCGUGUGGGAAUCAAGUGGAUGGCGGGAAUUUGCGAGGCGUGUGAGGCUUGCAGGGCGGGGGUAGAUGCUUCGUGUUUCUCUGGUAAAGUAUCGGGAUAUUACACCCCAGGUACCUUCCAACAAUACGUCCUCUCCCCCGCGAACUAUGUCACGCCCAUUCCCGAAGGUCUCGACUCCGCAGCCGCUGCACCUCUCCUCUGCGCCGGUGUAACCGUCUACUCCGCGCUCCGUAAAACAAACGCUGAAUCAGGCGCUUGGGUCGUGAUAUCUGGUGCUGGAGGCGGCUUGGGACAUUUGGCCGUACAAUUCAGUGCUAGAGGAAUCGGUCACCGCGUAAUCGGCAUCGACCACUCUUCCAAAAAGGACCUCGUUAUGGAAAGCGGUGCCGAGCACUUCAUUCCCGUAGACGGCACAGAGAACAUGGUCGAAGCUGUUCAAGCCCUCACAAAUGGCCUAGGCGCUCACUCCGUCGUAGUAUGUACAGCAAACAACGCUGCCUACGGUCAAUCAGUCGAUCUACUCCGAUUCGGCGGUCGUGUGGUUUGUGUUGGUAUCCCCGAGGGUGACAUCGUACCCAUCAAGAGUGCGAACCCCGGUAUCUUGGUCGCCAAAUCACUGCAGGUUGUUGGAUCAGCUGUGGGAUCGCGGAAGGAGGCUAUUGAGACGAUGGACUUUGCAGCGCGCGGGAUCGUCAAGACGCACUUCAGGACAGAGAAGAUGGAUAAGCUUACAGAUGUUUUCAACGAGAUGCACGCAGGGAAGUUGCAGGGUAGGGUGGUGUUGGAUAUGAGGGAGUAG